AUGUCGAAGGAACCAACUCGGCAUCAGCUUUCUGCCCGACUAGCCUACAAUGCUCACACGCCCGCGUUCCUCCUCAGAAUGCAGCAGCGCGUCUCAGGCAUAGGAGGAGAUGAGGAUGAAGACGACGAGUUUGAAGACGACGGAUCUGGGCGUCCGCCCAUUCCCAAACGUCCGGCAAUCCCGCAGCGCCCAGACGACGAUCCGGGCAGCGCGGACGAGGACGGCAUGGACGAGAAGCCACAAGUAGUGGUGCUGAAGGAGGGGAAGCACCUGAGUGAGAGAGACGCGGAGAACGAAAAGCGCAAGGCAAAGGGUCUACCCCCGCUCCCCGAACCCCAAUCUACCGACAGCGUGAAACAAGCGUCUGAGACAGCAGACAAAGCGUCUACGACACCCAAACAGACCCAGGGUCUGUCUUUUGCGUCAUCUAAAACAGUGGCCAAAUCAAAGUCAGCCAAACGCAAAGCGGUCGGCGACGCAAGAGACGAGGAUGGCCCUAGUGAGCACAAAGCGGGGAAGAGCUCGAAGAAGAAGUCUAAGAAAGCCGAGAAGAAACUGCUAUCAUUUGGUGACGGAGAAUAA
Molecule: messenger RNA, 582 nt
Organism: Fibroporia radiculosa
Lineage: Eukaryota; Fungi; Basidiomycota; Agaricomycetes; Polyporales; Fibroporiaceae
Exons: 2
Coding region: 1-582 (193 amino acids)
Source: RefSeq, a predicted model, not a curated record